AUGAUUCAUGACGUGCUUCGCCUCUGGGUCGUUGCCGUCAUUUUGGUCACAUGGCUUGGCCUCAAAUCCGCAUAUCGCCUGUUCUUUCACCCCUUGGCCGGGAUUCCUGGCCCGAAAAUAACAGCAUGCACACAGUUGUACGAGUUCUUCUAUAAUGUGGUCCGACCGGGUAAAUUCCUGUUCAAAAUUGAAGAGAUGCACCAGCAAUACGGCCCCCUUGUUCGCAUCAACCCCCGCGAGGUUCAUAUUAGCGACCCGUCCUUCUACGAUGAAAUCUAUGCUUCGAGUCGCCGAACGCGUGACAAAGAUCCCAAGUUUGUGCCUACAUACGCGCUGCCCGACUCCAUGGUGGCCACUCGAUUGCGGGAAUUUCAGAGGAACCAAUCUGUGCUAUGCCUCGAUGAUGCUUUCGCAGCACUAACCUCGGACAUCAUCACGUCUUACUGCUGCGGAAAGCACGGGGGCUUCUUAGAGGAUGAAUAUUUUCGCAAUGAUAUUCGUCGUGCUACUGCGGAUGCCAUGGAGUUAGGACAUAUUUGCCGGUUUUGCCCCUGGCUGGUGUAUGCACUGCGCAUCCUUCCACCUCGAGCCAUCGCCACCCUCAUGCCAGGAAAAGCAGCAGUAUUCGAGUUCCUAGCCUCGCUCUUGGACGACCCAGGCACGGCUAUGCAUGAAAAAACGUCACCUACUCCAACGACAAGCUCCCAGCUGACAAGGAAAACUAUGGUCGCCGCCUUGGCGGAUCCUAGUAUUCCACUGAAGGAACGAAGCUAUAACCGACUGCGCGAUGAAACGUUUGCCAUUAUUGCCGCUGGGACAGAAACGACGGCUCGUGUUUGGACGGUUGCCGCUUACCAUCUCGCCCGGGACGAGGACCUUCGAGACACGCUGCGAGCGGAAUUGAAGAGGGUGAUGCCCACGCUGGAUGCGAGGCCGACUUGGCCUGAGCUUGAAAAGUUGCCCUACAUGAGCGGCGUUGUUGAUGAAUCCUUACGCCUAUCGUAUGGAUUGACAGGACGGCUGCCCCGUGUUGCGCCGACAGAGGCUCUAAAAUACAAAGAUUACGUCAUUCCCUCUGGGACUCCAAUCAGCAGCUCUAGCUACAUUCUCCACCGGGACGCUUCUAUUUUCCCCGACCCGGAACGAUUCGACCCCGAGAGAUGGGUCAAGGCGGCACAGAAUGGAGAUAACUUGAAGAAGUACCUGACUUCAUUCACGAGGGGGAGCAGAGCGUGUAUCGGCAUAAACCUCGCGUACAUGGAGUUAUUCUUGACAGUUGCUCAUCUAGUUCGUCGGUUUGACAUGGAACUGUACGAUACGGAGGCAGAAGAUGUCCGAAUUGUGCGAGAUAUGAAUAUGGGAUAUACGAGACGGGGUAAUCUGAGAGUUUACGCCAAGUUGUCAUUAGCGGAAGGGUAG
This is a messenger RNA of Metarhizium brunneum ARSEF 3297, 1419 nucleotides long. NCBI's taxonomy places the organism in Eukaryota, Fungi, Ascomycota, Sordariomycetes, Hypocreales, Clavicipitaceae. The record is from RefSeq and is a predicted model, not a curated record.